Molecule: messenger RNA, 880 nt
Organism: Bombyx mori (domestic silkworm)
Lineage: Eukaryota; Metazoa; Arthropoda; Insecta; Lepidoptera; Bombycidae
Product: myosin-11
Exons: 5
Coding region: 207-788 (193 amino acids)
Source: RefSeq, a predicted model, not a curated record
UUUGCUUCUUUGAGAUCGAAAAAGUCGUAAUAGAUUUAGGCGGUAAAGUAAAAAAUUGAUUUGCGAAAUUUUCCAUUACUAAUACACAUAAACUUUUAAAGUAUUAAUGUAAAAUAACGAGCACAAUAAAGAGAGUGGUUUAGGCAGGGCAAGUUACUCUAGCAUAUGUACUCAACUACUCAUAGAAAUAUUCAGGAUAAGGUAAAAUGUCAUUACGCGACGAAAAGUUAGAUUUAGUGAAAUUAAAAUUUAAAUCAGUUAAUAAGCGGAAAAUAAUGAAAGAAAAAGAAGUUCUAAAACUACGUAACAAGGAACGGGCUCUCUUGGAAGAGCUUGGAAGUUUGAAAAGUGAAGUAGAAUAUUUGAGGGAACGAUUAGAAGAUAUGAAAGAGCAGAUAUCUCAGACGCAGAACCAAAUCUCAAUGAUAGAAAUAUGUAGAAUAUCUGAGGAAGCCAAAUCUAGGGCCCAUUUGUCCAACCUCAAUUCACAUUUGAGUGACUUCGAGAGACUUUUCGAAAAAGAACGUGAACUAAUCGAAUUAAAGAACAAAGAGCAAAGAGACAUAGAAGCAGCGGAACUAAAGUUGCGUAUCCAAAAAGAAAAGCAGAUUCUAGAAAUAAAUGCGGAACACGACAGAGAAGCUGUCGUCGUGGAGGGAAAAUGCGCUGCUGUGGAAAAGGAAUGCGCAGUUUUGAAGAAAAGAAAUAACGCUAUAAUGUUGCAACUCCGCCGUAAGCUGCUCGAAACAGAGAACAAAAGACGACAGCUGAUGGAGAUGAACGAAUGAAAAAAAAAUACCUUAAAUUUCACAUUAUUAAUUAAUUUAAUAUUGCCAUGUCAAAAAAGUAUUCGAGUAAAUGAAUAAAAUCCAUUAUUUUU